UGCUGCUGGAGUCACUGUGACACAGUGACAACCUGACAAUGCCUUCCUCUCAGUAAUGUGCCCAGUGGCACUGAGGUGCCUGUGGAGCCUGUGUCUGCCCGAGUGUGCCUUUGCUAAGAAUAAGAAUGCAGUGGAAGCUGGAAGGGAUCUCCAGAGGUCAUUUGGUUCAACCCCUCCAGGAUUACAAUGAUGAAAUUCGCCAGGAGCAGCUGAGAGAACUUUCGUAUUUGAACGGUUCUGAGGAUUCAUCACGUGGACGGGGCAUUCGAGGAAGGGGGAUCCGUGUGCCACCUGCAGCUCCUUCAAGGGGACGUGGGGGUGCCAUUCCUCCCCCGCUGCCUGGACGAGGUGCCCAAGCACCCCGAGGAGCGCCGGUGACGCGUGGAGCGCUCCCUGUCCCACCGGUGGCCAGGGGCGUCCCCACACCUCGGGCCAGGGGCGCCCCGUCCGUCCCGGGCUACAGACCACCCCCGCCGCCCGCACACGAGGCCUAUGAGGACUAUGGAUACGAUGAUGGAUAUGGGGGUGAAUAUGAUGAUCCAAGCUAUGAGGCAUAUGAUAACAGUUAUGCCACCCAAACACAAAGUGUGCCUGAAUAUUAUGACUAUGGUCACGGAACAAGUGAAGAGGCUUAUGACAGCUACGCACAAGAAGAAUGGGCCACAACCCGUUCCAGCCUAAAGGCACCACCUCCAAGGUCAGCCAGAGGGGGUUACAGGGAACACCCCUAUGGUAGAUAUUGAAGGUCCUCCUCAUCUGUGACCUCAUCUCAAAGACAAUUAAUAGCCUGUGGUCUCCACAUAAACAGCAACAAGACAAGUAAUAGUCCAUUUCUUUUCUAUCCUAGGGAUUACUGCUCAUUAUUAUCCUAUGUACUACUUGUAUUUCCUAUAACACUGGCGUGACAUUGGCAUUAGUAUUAUUUUAUAACACGGACUUAGAAAAACAGAGACAAAAAACCUUUGGCAAACACUGUCUAUAAACUAUUCAAAGAUGAUGUUCUGUUGGUUGUAUUCAUUCCUGUGUGUAACUAAAAAGCAUGACACUGUUACAGCUUUUGAGUCUCUCUACAUACUAGUUAAGGCUGAGUUUCUGUUUAGGGUUGCUGAAAGACUGUAAUAUGAUUUUUUUUUGAUUUUUUUUUUCAAGCCAGACAAUAAUCAAGCUGUAGAUAAGAUGUUUUAACCUGUCUUUUUUAAUAUAUGUUAGUUUAGAUUAAGAUGCUCGAUAUUAAGUUUGUAAAUUUAAUUUUAAAUGCUGUUUUAAUGGGGUUGAAAACUAGCAGCUACUGUAUGUAUGUAGCUAACUGAAGUUGUUCAGUGUUUUAACCUGUAUUUGUUAAAAAAAGUCACUUAAAGUUCCAUGUGUAAGCUUCUCUAAAUAGGAAACCAUAAUUUUGUCAAAUAUGUUUGCCAUAAUUUGUCAAUAAAGCUGAAACCUUUUGUAACAAACUAAAUUUGGAAUUACUUGUUUUCUAGCUUUAAAUGCCUGCUUUAUUUCUUUUUCAAGAGAUGCCUAAAAUGUUUUUUAUAUAAAAAUUACAAAAAUGAACCCAAGCCUGUUUUAAGAUUUUUUGUGUAAGACUUUAAAAGUUGUAUUAAUAACUUCUGGUUGUUAAAUAAUAUAAAAGUUAACAAACUAAACUGUUACAUGAAUCAUGGUUAGUAUCCACUAAUGUAUAACAUGUUAAUGGAAAAAAAUGCUUUAGAACAAUAAAUGGAUUUUAAACUAUC
Molecule: messenger RNA, 1733 nt
Organism: Cyanistes caeruleus (blue tit)
Lineage: Eukaryota; Metazoa; Chordata; Aves; Passeriformes; Paridae
Source: RefSeq, a predicted model, not a curated record